AUGGGUGCAUUUCCCGAUGAACACACGGUAAACCAAUGGUAUGAUGCUGCGUUGAAACUAAAAAAUCUCAAUCCUGGCGUCGGAAAAUUCACUAUCGAAAAAGUGUCACCAGAAUGGUAUACCUUAGGAACUUCCGAUGACGUUAACAACUUUAUUGAUUCGGUUCAUGAAAAUGAACUAAAAGAAUAUAGGUCGAAAUGUUUUUGGUUGCUGUUGAACGAUACAGGCGGUAGGGACAUGCCAAUUAUUCCUAUGCAGAAAUUUUUAUCGAG
Molecule: messenger RNA, 272 nt
Organism: Racocetra persica
Lineage: Eukaryota; Fungi; Glomeromycota; Glomeromycetes; Diversisporales; Gigasporaceae
Source: the annotation of a GenBank genome assembly